AUGGUUCCGAUUGUGUUGCCCGUCAGGCACGACGCGCAACCCCGUCCGGGCCAGGGAAUGCGUUCGACAAAGACGGGGAGGUCUGCGAGCGAGCCAGCGGCGAGAGGGUCAAAGAAGAAACCCUCAGUGAGGGCGGACAAGCGAGUUGGUUAUUCGAUCGUCAAGGAGGCUCCUAAAGGGACGGGCGCGAGCAAAGACGAGCAGCAGGAAGAUGUUGCGAGAUGA
Molecule: messenger RNA, 225 nt
Organism: Uncinocarpus reesii 1704
Lineage: Eukaryota; Fungi; Ascomycota; Eurotiomycetes; Onygenales; Onygenaceae
Exons: 2
Coding region: 1-225 (74 amino acids)
Source: RefSeq, a predicted model, not a curated record